GACUUUGAUGGUUGGAUCCGUGUUGCCGGAGCCUUCUGUUUUUGUGUCGUUAAACCCUUUUCUCUCUGCAACUGCAAGGGUUUUGGUUUUGGUUUUAGUUUUAGUAAGUCCAUAAUAAACUCACAUACAAUGGCGAUGAGGGCGGCGGCGGCGGCGGCGGUCGUUAAACCCUUUUCUCUCUGCAACUGCAAGGGUUUUGGUUUUGGUUUUAGUUUUAGUAAGUCCAUAAUAAACUCACAUACAAUGGCGAUGAGGGCGGCGGCGGCGGCGGCGGCGGUGGCUCCUCGCGGCUUAAGGCGCCUCUUCUCCACGACUUAUGCUUCCCCCAUGUUUUCUCCUCCUGCGGCAGGCAACGCACCAGCUCCAGAGAAAGCCGAGCCUAACCCCAAUCUCUUCGUAUCCGGGCUUAAUAAACGCACUACUACUGAGAAACUUCGGGAGGCCUUUUCCAAGUUUGGAGAAGUAGUUGAUGCUAAAGUAGUGACUGAUCGAGUAUCAGGAUAUUCCAAGGGAUUUGGUUUUGUAAGAUAUGCUACCUUAGAAGAUGCUGCAAAAGGAAUAGAGGGAAUGGAUGGAAAGUAUCUCGACGGUUGGGUUAUAUUUGCUGAAUAUGCAAGACCAAGGACGCCACGUACUCCACCAAUUGGCCCUUCGCCAUAUGGCCCUCCCUCAUAUGGCCGUCAAUGACCUAAGGAACAAACAUCAAAUUUAUUUAGUUUGCAUUACAUUUUCUGUUCUCAUUGGUGAUCACAAUUCUCCCCUACCUCUUGAAACUAUACAUUUAUGAUCUUUGAAGUGAUAAUUUACAGCUUGAAUGACUGGUUUAGAUUUAGAAUGGUUUUGAUAUUUCUCUUCAGAACCAUACCGAUGAUGUUGUAUUGAACUCUGUACUAAUGUGUGGGCACAUCCAAAUUUUAAAUCUUGGGGUAAAUGAAACAGCGUCAAUGAU
Molecule: messenger RNA, 949 nt
Organism: Rubroshorea leprosula
Lineage: Eukaryota; Viridiplantae; Streptophyta; Magnoliopsida; Malvales; Dipterocarpaceae
Source: the annotation of a GenBank genome assembly